AAAAGAAUAAAAAUUGAAGAAGUACGUCUCUUUUGCUGUCUCUUGUCUUUAUAAAUUGCGACUGACCAUUGAAGGUUGUGUUAUUUCCAAAAAAAAGUGAAAAUCGUUCCUUCAAAUAACGUCAUAAAUCUGAGCAGCGGUUUAAAUAAAGUGUAUUUUGGAAAUAAAAUAUAAUAAAGUGCAAAAAUGUUGAUCCCCACGCGAUCUGCUUUACGGAAGGUGGUGGAAUGUUCCGCUGUGAGCUCAGAGUUAACGCAAAGAAGUUUUUAUUCAGUUCUCAAAAACCUCGCAGCGCCCAGAACAAAUUGCUGUGUACGACAUGAAAUACAACGCAGAUUCAAAUCGGAUGGCGUCCGAGGCGCCGUCAUUGGCAUCGACUUGGGCACCACCAACUCGUGCGUCGCCGUCAUGGAGGGGAAGACGCCCAAGGUGGUGGAGAACAGUGAAGGUUCCAGAACCACACCUUCACACGUGGCGUUCACGAAGGAGGGCGAACGUCUCGUCGGCAUGCCGGCGAAGCGACAAGCGGUCACAAACAGCGGGAACACGUUCUACGCUACCAAGCGUCUCAUCGGCCGAAGAUUCGAGGAUCCAGAGGUCCAGAAAGACAUGAAGAACCUCUCCUACAAAGUUGUUAGGGCAUCCAACGGUGAUGCUUGGGUGCAAGGCAGCGACGGCAAAGUGUACUCCCCGAGUCAAGUCGGCGCGUUCGUGCUGAUGAAGAUGAAGGAGACCGCCGAGGCGUACCUGAACACGUCGGUGAAGAACGCAGUCGUCACCGUGCCGGCGUACUUCAACGACUCGCAGCGGCAGGCCACCAAGGAUGCCGGUCAAAUAGCUGGACUGAACGUGCUCCGUGUCAUCAACGAGCCGACCGCCGCCGCUCUCGCCUACGGAAUGGACAAGACUGAUGACAAGAUUAUCGCAGUGUACGACCUCGGCGGCGGCACAUUCGAUAUAUCUGUGCUGGAGAUCCAGAAGGGAGUCUUCGAGGUGAAGUCCACCAACGGGGACACGCUCCUCGGGGGAGAGGACUUCGACAACGUUAUCGUCAACUUCCUCGUGGACGAGUUCAAACGAGACCAAGGUAUCGACCUCCGCAAAGACGCGAUGGCAAUGCAGCGGCUGAAGGAAGCGGCCGAGAAGGCGAAGAUCGAACUGUCCGGGUCGCUGCAAACCGACAUCAACCUGCCGUACCUGACCAUGGACGCGUCUGGGCCCAAACACAUGAACCUUAAAAUGAGCCGUUCCAAACUGGAGUCGCUGGUGGGCGAUCUGAUCAAGCGGACCGUGGCGCCGUGCCAGCGCGCGCUGCAGGACGCGGAGGUGCAGCGCUCCGACAUCGGCGAGGUGCUGCUCGUCGGCGGCAUGACGCGUAUGCCCAAGGUUCAGUCGACAGUGCAAGAGAUCUUCGGGCGGGCGCCGUCGCGGUCGGUGAACCCGGACGAGGCGGUGGCGGUGGGCGCGGCCGUGCAGGGCGGCGUGCUGGCCGGCGACGUGACCGACAUCCUGCUGCUCGACGUGACGCCGCUGUCGCUCGGCAUCGAGACGCUAGGCGGCGUCUUCACCAAGCUCAUCACCAGGAAUACCACCAUACCCACCAAGAAGAGUCAAGUCUUCUCCACAGCCGCCGACGGCCAGACCCAAGUGGAGAUCAAGGUGCACCAAGGCGAACGAGAGAUGGCUGUCGACAACAAACUCCUGGGGCAGUUCUCGCUGGUGGGCAUACCGCCGGCGCCGCGCGGCGUACCGCAGAUAGAGGUCACCUUCGACAUCGACGCCAACGGCAUCGUACACGUGUCCGCCAGGGACAAGGGUACCGGCAAGGAGCAGCAGAUCGUGAUCCAGUCGUCCGGCGGCCUCUCGAAGGACGAGAUCGAGAACAUGGUGAAGGCGGCUGAGCAGUUUGCGGCGGCCGACAAGCAGCGCCGUGACCGCGUCGAGGUCGCCAACCAGGCCGAGGGCGUCCUCCACGACACCGAGACCAAGAUGGACGAAUACAAGAGCCAGCUGCCACAGGACGAGUGCGACAAGCUACGUGGUGAGAUCGCCAAAUUAAGAGAGCUGCUCGCUCAGAAGGACACAGCGGACCCGGAAGCUAUCCGCACAGCCACCAGCCAGCUGCAGCAGGCCAGCCUCAAGCUGUUCGAACAGGCGUACAAAAAGAUGGCGGCAGAACGAGAAGGUGGCCAGCAGCAGACGCAAACAGAAGGCCAAGAAGAGAAGAAGGAAGACAAGAACUAAACCAAAAUCUGUUUUUGAAUUAGGCACAUAAUUAGAUAUUUCCGUUCGUGAACGUUGACUAGUUUUAUUGAAUACGCGAUUGGCGAUAUGAUUUAAUAUAUAGCCAUCUUUUAAUUGUAGUUUUAGUUACAGUAGAGGCUCGUUUAACCGGGUCGGCUGAUCCGGCUCGAAGGAUGGGAUACUAAGAUCAGGAUGUCCAACAGGCGGAUAUAAGAUUACCCCCAUUUACUGUUAUUUUGACUCGAUUACCCGGAUAUCCGGAUAGGCUAGGUGUGCUGUAUAAUCCGGAUGUUAAAGGCGGAUAUGAAUGCUCACGUGUAUGGUUAUUUAUUUUGGAUUGAUUUAUCGGAUUACCGGCUGGGCGAUUGGUAUAUUAUAACUCGGAUGUAAUAGGCGGAUAUAAUGUAGUUUUUUGAUGCAUGUAAAUAGUAACUCCGCCUUCGCUAUCUGGCAGAGCACCAGUAAGGGAUGAAAGGUGAUGAUGAAAGCAGCACAGUUGGUCUAUGGUGAAGAGUUUAAUCACGAUGAUCUCGAGUGUCGCGUAAAGUUUGACCGUUAUUUAUGUCUUCUUCCGUACAUCCGGAUAUACGGAUAAUCUAAAUAGGAAGUUUAAUAGGCCAUCAAUGAUCCGCCUAAGAAACCUUGUUUAACCGAGUGAUUUUUUUAUCCGUUCUACCGUAAAAGACCGGAUAUCCGUAUGAUUGUAUUACCGGACGAAGGGGUAUAUAUAUAGUAUAUAUAUAUAUAUAUAUAUAUACUAUAUAUAUAUAUAUAUAUAUAUAUAUAUAUAUACUAUAUAUAUACCCCUUUCAGACCUGAACGAUACGGGCGUGAGUUGUAAUUUUAAAAAAUUCUAAAACCGCGCGUAAUUCAUUUUUACUCACGAAGCUGAAAUAACAUGAUAGGGAGAUUCUAAACCAGCCAAUAAGAAAUCGUUUUAGCGGUUAGGUGGUGCAGUAGUCUCGUGCGUGCCGGCAAGAUGGCUUCGCUCCAAAACACGAAAAUACAUUUCAUCUGAAAGGAAAAAAAUCUUGGGUCUGAAAGGGAUAUAUAUAUAUAUAUAUAUAUAUAUAUAUACAGCAAUUUAAAAUGUUCUUUUAUUUUAAACAGUCACAUUAUGACCAAAAAGGAAUAAUAAAUGCAAAUUAAGAGGGUUAUUGCUACAUUGCAAUUAUGUUACUCAUCUCAUAUUUUAGCACAGACAAACUAACAAACAAACGUACGUGUAUAAAUACAUUUUAGAAAUUUUAUUUCAGGUAACACCAAAUCUUGUAGUUUUUUUUUCACCAAACAUUCGAGGUUAUAUUUGUAAUAUAUAUUUUUUUGUGUCGAUUUAAUAUAUUAUAAAUUGGAAAAUAACAUGAUAUGGUGUUGAAUUUGCUUGCAUUUAGUGAUCUCCUAUAGCAACUACCGUAUCUGAGAUUUAAAAAAAGGCGGGAAUCGACGCUGUCAUAAUCGAGAUGUCACUGUCAUAAUGUUCUGUUCCAAAUUUAAAUUUAAGAAUGUAGUUUAAAACACGCAUUUCGUAAAAAUGAUUAUGUAUAUAAUAAUAUCUUAAAUGUGUGAAACCAAAUAUAUGAGAGAACGACAAAUAGGUGAAUACAUAUGAAAAUAAACUAAAUAAAUACCGCGGCUUUGCUCGUGUAUUAGUGUGUUAUAGAUUUUAAUUUGAAAUAAACUAUAUUAUGUGUUCACCUAUUUUUCCAGCCAGUUCGCGUUAGAUAUUGCAUUUUUGACCACUUGAAAUAGUUUUGUCCAUUUUGUUAUGUUAGAAUCUGGCUUGUUUCAAACAGUAAGCUCUGUGAUAAUAUAAACUAUUGAAUUAA
Galleria mellonella (greater wax moth) is the source of this 4070-nucleotide messenger RNA. It is a transcript of the gene Hsc70-5, whose product is annotated as heat shock 70 kDa protein cognate 5. Gene Ontology annotation, biological process: protein refolding; cellular response to unfolded protein. The record is from RefSeq and is a predicted model, not a curated record. NCBI's taxonomy places the organism in Eukaryota, Metazoa, Arthropoda, Insecta, Lepidoptera, Pyralidae. Bases 187 to 2244 code for a protein of 685 amino acids. Gene Ontology annotation, cellular component: cytoplasm; mitochondrion. The transcript has 14 exons. Gene Ontology annotation, molecular function: ATP-dependent protein folding chaperone; heat shock protein binding; ATP binding.